This is a messenger RNA of Panicum virgatum (switchgrass), 989 nucleotides long. Its product is annotated as probable NADPH:quinone oxidoreductase 2. NCBI's taxonomy places the organism in Eukaryota, Viridiplantae, Streptophyta, Magnoliopsida, Poales, Poaceae. Gene Ontology annotation, molecular function: FMN binding; oxidoreductase activity. Gene Ontology annotation, cellular component: cytosol. The record is from RefSeq and is a predicted model, not a curated record. The transcript has 3 exons. The coding region runs from base 18 to 803 and encodes 261 amino acids.
AAACGGAGGGCCACGCCAUGGCUUUCGUAAGCACCAGGUGGCAAACUAGUGCUUCACUUCCACUUGAUGCGGUCAAAGAGAUUCCACAUCGCUUUGCUAGUGCUACAUCUACAUACACACACCAUUGCAGAUCCACAAACUGCAAGGUUGCUACCCAACCCGACUCCGACACGUCAGUCAUGGAAGCCUCAACGGCACAGGCGCCGGCGAAGACCGUUCUGAGGGUGGCGGCGAUCUCCGGCUCGCUCCGCAGGGCGUCGGCCAACACCGGCCUCAUCCGCGCCGCCGCGGAGAUCUGCAAGGACUCCAUCCCGGGGUUGCAGCUCGACCACGUCGACAUCUCCGAGCUGCCGCUGCUCAACACCGACCUCGAGGUCGACGGCGGCUUCCCUCCGGCCGUCGAGGCGUUCCGCGCCAAGGUCCGCGCGGCCGACUGCUUCCUCUUCGCCUCGCCCGAGUACAACUACUCCAUUUCAGGCCCUCUGAAGAACGCGCUAGAUUGGGGAUCACGGCCGCCGAACUGCUUUGCAGACAGAGCCGCGGCGAUCCUGAGCGCGUCGGGCGGCUCCGGCGGCAGCCGGUCGCAGUACCACAUCCGGCAGGUCGGGGUGUUUCUUGACAUCCAUUUCAUCAACAAGCCAGAGAUCUUCACCAAAGCACACAUGCCCCCCAAAAAGUUCGAUGAUGAUGGCAACCUGAUCGAUCCAGAGACCAAGGAGCAGCUCAGGAAGAUGCUCCUGUCGCUACAAGCUUUCGCGCUCAGGCUCCAGGGGAAGACUGCAAGCUCUGAACAGGGGAGUUGAUGGCUCCAUUUGUUUCUUGUAUUGGGGUGAAUAGUACUUACUAGUUUUCAUUGGAUUGUCCGAGCAGAUCAUUGCACUCCAAAUGCCGGAGUGAUCUGUGCUAGCGUACACUCGAAUUGAUGUCUUGAAUAAUUCUGUGCGACUGAACAUUUCGGUGGCAAUAAUGCAAAACCACAUUUAUCAUCC